AUGGCUCAGCCGGAGCAGAGCAAGCAGCCAUGGGAGUACACCCUGCGGAAGUACCUCCUACUGCUGGCCACCCUGGUGGUCAACGUGACGUACGCCGCGGGCUUCAACCCGCCGGGGGGCGUCUGGCAGGAGGACCCCCGCAACGACGGCCAACGACUCGCUGGCGACCCCAUCAUCCGCGACAUCCACUACCGCCGCUACCUCGCCUUCUUCUACUGCAACGCCACUGCCUUCGCCGCCUCACUCGUGGUCAUCAUGCUCAUCCUCAUCCUCGCCGUUCGGCACGACAAGGAGAAGGAGAAGGGGAAGAAGGACGCCGUUCAGGUCAUCAAGCCGCUGCGGGCCGUCAUGGUGCUGGACCUGCUCAGCCUCGUGGUGGCCGCUGUCUUCGCCUACAUUGUGGUUCUCAAGUUGCUGGACCGGUGUCUUCCAGACAAGAACUCUGGCUCUAGCUCCAACGGCGGCAUGCCCAACUCUGAAACCAACAACUGCGCCGUGCCUGGCGCCAGCGCAAUUCCCGCCCCUGACCCUGAAUCUGACCGCAAGGUCAAAGAAAAGGAGUCCCAGAAGAAGCUGAAAACCGAAGAACGGCUCUGCAAGGUCCUGAUGCUUCUCGCGACGUUCGCCGUGAGCAUCACAUACGUCGCCGGACUGAGCACGCCUGGUGGCUUCUGGGACAGCACCGGGGGCAGCCACCGCCCAGGCGACGUGAUUCUCAGGGACCACCACAGCACACGCCUGACGGUGUUUUUACUCUUCAACACCACGGCGUUCGUGGCGUCCCUGCUCAUCGCCGUGCUGCUCAUCAUCGACGGCAAGAAGCUCCGCGACAAGACGGCUCGGUUUCACGUGCUCUACGUGUGCAUCUUCGUAGCGCUUGUCGGCCUCAUUGGCGCAUACGCCGCUGGCAGCUGCAGGAAGACCGACACCACCGCCUACGUGGUCAGCCUGGUUGGCGCUGUUCUGGCAUACAUCCUGCUCCACGGCUUCUACACUUGGUAUUACUCCAAUUCAGCCCUACAAACUGAUGAAAAUCAGCAGACUGGUGACAGUGGUAGGGAGGCUCUGGACAAGGCUCGCUCUCUUGUUCUACUGCUCGCCACUCUUGCCGCCGCCAUCACCUACACAGCAGUGUUGGACCCGCCGGGUGGCGUUUGGCAGGACAACGGUGACGGGCACAUGGCUGGCGACCCCAUCCUCCUCGCGACAAACGCUAGGAGGUACAAGGCCUUCUACUACUGCAACUCGGUUGCGUUUGUGGCCUCAUUGGUGGCCAUCGUCUUGGUCCAGAUGGAGAAGCUAGUCAAGCACCAUGUGCUGGAGGCAGCCAUGAUACUCGACCUGUUUGGCCUCAUCGGUGCAUAUGCCGCUGGGAGCUGCCGAAACGUGAACACCUCCAUUUACGCCAUGGCUUUGGCAGGGGCUGUCUUGAUCUAUGUGGUGAUCCAUGUUGUCUUCUUCACGCUGGAUCACAGGGACCAGAACAACAACGCCCAAGAAGAUCAGUUGCUGGAGAAGAAGCGCAAACGGUUGCUCCUCUUCGCGAUCUUGACCGUGACCAUCACCUACCAAGCCGGCCUCACCCCUCCUGGUGGCUUCCUGCUCCAGGACGACAAGCUCGGCCACCAUGCCGGUGACCCGGUCCUCUUGUACAACUACCCACGCCGCUACCAUGCCUUCUUCUAUUGCAACUCGGUGAGCUUCAUGUUGUCCAUCGCCCUCAUCAUCCUCCUGGUGAACCCCAAUUUGUACAGGCCAGCAAUACGAAGCAAUGCGCUAUCUGUUUGUACGGCGGUGGGUUUGUUUUGUUUGAUGGGGGCGUACGCCGCCGGAAGCACGCAACACAUCAAGACAUCCAUCUACAUUUUCGUGUUGGUGGUCGUGGUCCUCCUCGUUGCAGCCGGACUGCUGCUAGUAUUUUUGUUGAGGGAACUGAAUAAAAAUGGCAAUUCAGCAGCUGCUACGCCAUCCAGACCCACUGGACAGGAGGACGGAGAAGAAGUAAACAGAAAUGACAUCUCAGUAGCUGCUCCGCGAUCCAGACUGACUGGACAGGAGGACAGAGAAGAAGAAAACAGAAAUGGCAUCCCGGCAGCUGCUGCGCCAUCCAUACCCAAUGAACAGGAGGAAGAAGAAAAAGCAAAGAAGGAAGAAAGGAAGAACCACGCGAGGCGCAAAUACCUGAUGCUGCUAGGUAUCUUGGUGGCGAGCGUAGCCUACCAGGCCGGCCUGGAACCACCCGGCGGAGCGUGGCAGAGCAGUGGGAACGGGUACGAGGCGGGUGAUCCGGUGAUGCAUAACAACAUGAGGCCCCGGUACCUUGUCUUCUUCUACAGCAACUCCAUUUCCUUUGUGGCUUCCAUCGUUGUCAUCAUCAUGUUGCUGCCGCAUUGGCUGCCAGACGAGAGGGAAGAAGAAUGGAAGACAUGGUCGCUGAAGGUGAUGAACCGGACGAUCAGACUGGAUCUGUUUGCUCUCCUGGUGGCCUAUGCAGCCGGCUCCAACAGGGGGUGGAAGACGUCUGUGGUUGUCGUUGCGCUCAUCAUUGCCGUGCUGGGCUACUUUGCAAUCCACAUGAAGCUUUCGACAUGGUCUGAAAGUCGCCAUGAGAGCCAGCAGAGCAGCAACGGAAAUAAUGCAGUGUGA
This is a messenger RNA of Triticum turgidum subsp. durum (durum wheat), 2646 nucleotides long. NCBI's taxonomy places the organism in Eukaryota, Viridiplantae, Streptophyta, Magnoliopsida, Poales, Poaceae. The record is from the annotation of a GenBank genome assembly.